Messenger RNA from Tripterygium wilfordii, 672 nucleotides. RefSeq lists its product as uncharacterized. The record is from RefSeq and is a predicted model, not a curated record. The transcript has a single exon. Gene Ontology annotation, molecular function: RNA-DNA hybrid ribonuclease activity; nucleic acid binding. Bases 1 to 672 code for a protein of 223 amino acids. NCBI's taxonomy places the organism in Eukaryota, Viridiplantae, Streptophyta, Magnoliopsida, Celastrales, Celastraceae.
AUGUCUGAUACCUAUACUUCCUGGACGCUCCUAUUUGACGGAUCUCGAAUGGACUUGGCAUCAGGAUGUGGUAUUGUUAUGAUUUCUCUUGAAGGUCAGAAAACUCUUCUAUCCUUUCAGUUUGAUUUUGAUUGUACUAACAACCAAGCAGAGUAUAAAGCAGUCAUCAUUGGACUGCAGAUCAUUAGAGAGCUAGGCAUGCAAACAAUUGAAGUCUUUGGAGAUUCCCAAUUGGUGAUCAAUCACUUCGGAGGCACUUACAAAUGUCAUAGUCCAGACUUUGCACUAUACUACAUAGUGGCCAAGCAACUUCUAGAAAACUUUGAUGAUGUAAUUCUAUCUCAUGUUCCAAGGAGAUUCAAUACAAAAACAAACGAGCUUGCAUAUGUGGCCAUAAGAGGCAAUAUUCCUCAAGGAGUCUAUGACAGAACAAUCAUAGCACAUAGGAAACCUUUGCCUUUUGUCAAAAGGAGGGCACUUGCUAUUUUGGACCUGUUUCAUGUGGAGAUUUCAGAGUCAGAUUGGAGACAUCCUUUGAUCCAGUUCCUGAAGUAUCCAAACUUAAAGGCAUACCAGAAGACCAAAAGGAGAGCAGUCAACUACGUGUUGAUGGAUAGAGAACUCUACAAGAAGAGCCCAAAAGAUGAUUUAUGCCUAAGAUGUCUGAGUUAG